This is a messenger RNA of Gossypium arboreum, 781 nucleotides long. RefSeq lists its product as uncharacterized. The transcript has 4 exons. Gene Ontology annotation, molecular function: oxidoreductase activity; 3-dehydroquinate synthase activity. Gene Ontology annotation, biological process: aromatic amino acid biosynthetic process. The record is from RefSeq and is a predicted model, not a curated record. The coding region runs from base 1 to 732 and encodes 243 amino acids. NCBI's taxonomy places the organism in Eukaryota, Viridiplantae, Streptophyta, Magnoliopsida, Malvales, Malvaceae.
AUGGUUCUUCCUAUCAAAUUUAGUGGGAGACGUAAGUAUUAUCCAUUUUUGCCAAGAUUUAGUGGUAAAGGAAAAAAGAAAGAAUCAUUGGCAGUUGAUCUUAGUUCACCGGGCUCUGUAAAUGUACCUAAAAAUGUUGUGAUUGUCAUGAAUGGUCUUAAGGAAUUCACAACCGAGCUGCUGGAGUGGGUGCUCGAGAAUGUUAGUGCCUCGGGUCAUAUUGUCACGCUCGUCGGUUUCAUGCCGUGGUUAAAUAUCCCUCUGUUUUCAAAGACAUGGCAAGAUGUAUGGAUGUUGGAGUUUGAGCAUUUGUCUUUAAUAAAAGAGAAAAAUGAGUGGAAAAAUGAUGCCAAAUAUAUAAAGUUGCAAGCAGUGAUGGACCUUUGUAAAAGACAUGGGGUUACAUUACAAAAGGAAAUUGUAAUGGGUUAUCCAUUGCCAUCGCUUGUUGUCGAAAGAAUCAUUAACCUUCGAGCAUCUUGGGUUGUUUUUGAUUGCGACCGAAAUUUGAGAAAGAAGAGGGCAUACUUUGCUAAAAAAAUACCUUGCAACAUGGUAAUGAUGAGCGAGGAAGGCGAUAUGGACAUGAUCAAAGGUCGUCCGAUGAUCGAUAGCGGAGAGCACACUCCGAGUGAAUCCCCAGCCUGGUUGGCUACUCCGGUGGUUAUAUUUUCGGAACCUUUGAAGCGAAUUCUGGAAGACCAAGAAUUCGAAAAAGACGACGACGAUUAACUCCUUUUCUUUCAAUCAUCGAUGAUGGCGGACCGUAGAAAAAAACCAC